AAUUAUUAUUCCCCUCACGAACCCCUCUCUCCCCACUUACCAAACUCCGGCUCCCAACGCCCAAAGCCUCCGCAUCCAGAGCUCCAAACCCUAGGCGAGGCGAGGCGAGGCGAGGCGAGGAGGCGGCGCGGCGAGGGAGAGGCCAUGGAUCCCGAUUCGGUGUCGAAGGCGUUCGUGCAGCACUACUACCAGACGUUCGACUCCAACCGCGCCGCGCUGGUGGGGCUGUACCAGGACGGCUCCAUGCUCACCUUCGAGGGCGAGAAGUUCGGCGGCCCCGCCGCCAUCGCCGGCAAGCUCGGAUCUCUCCCCUUCCAGCAGUGCCAGCACAAGAUCGACACCGUCGACUGCCAGCCCUCGGGGCCCCAGGGCGGCGUCCUCGUCUUCGUCUCCGGCACCAUCACCACCGGCCCCGGCGAGCACCCCCUCAAGUUCUCACAGAUGUUCCAUUUGCUGCCAGCUGGAGGGAGCUUCUACGUGCAGAACGACAUGUUCCGCCUGAACUAUGGUUAAGGAAGGGCGACUCUGGCAGCAAAGAACUUGUUCAGGGAUUUAUGUUGAAACAAUGAACAUCAAAUGAUGAUGCUGCAGACUCUUUGUUUGUUCGCCAACCUGUGCAAUUUAUCGCAAAAAAUUGCCUUGAUAGGCAUCCACCAGAUCAUCUUUUGUUUUGUGUUUCCCAUGUAUUGUCGUUGCUUGGGUGGCACUUUCUUUGGAAUGUUGAUGGAAACCGUCCAGGUAUUAGUUAUGCGUGGCAUCUCUGGGUUUUGUUUGUGACCAUUUAAGUUCACUUUUGCAUGUCCCAAAA
This is a messenger RNA of Triticum dicoccoides, 808 nucleotides long. RefSeq names its product nuclear transport factor 2-like. The coding region runs from base 145 to 513 and encodes 122 amino acids. The transcript is spliced from 2 exons. Gene Ontology annotation, biological process: nucleocytoplasmic transport. The record is from RefSeq and is a predicted model, not a curated record. NCBI's taxonomy places the organism in Eukaryota, Viridiplantae, Streptophyta, Magnoliopsida, Poales, Poaceae.